AUGCCUCAACUCUUGGAAGUAACGGAAUAUGACGUUAUUAUCCUUGGAACAGGUUAUAUAGAGAUCGGAAAGUCUGUUUUACAUUUAGAUUCAAACAACUUUUAUGGUGGAAAUUGGAGUUCUCUUAAUUUCAGAGAUCUUUUAGAAUGGACUCGCUCUAUUCAAGGUAUUGAAGGCAAAAAAGCCUUGGUGACUAAUUUUACAAAGGUUCGACAACAAGCAUAUUCUACAAUUGAAUAUGAAAUUUAUACAAUUCCUAAACAAGUGGAUGAUAUUCCUCUGGUAGAAAAUGAAGAUUCAGAAACCGAUCCAAAGAUAGAAAAUUAUGAUGCUUUAGCAAGAUUUUUAUUGACCUCUGAAGAAUACGAACAAAGUGAUGCUAUUGCAAACGUGAUUACUGAACAGUUCAAAUCAAAAAUUCUUGUUAGGACACGAGAAAAUGAAGAGGCCAUUGCUAUUGAAUCUUCUCGUCUUGCACAACUUCUUCAAAUGCAUAAAAGAUCUGAAAACAUGUCAGAAGAAACUUUACCUAUUUUAUUAAAAGAGUCAAAACGAUACAACUUGGAUUUGGCACCAAAAUUUGUAUCUUGUCGUGGAGAGCUUAUUGAACUCUUGAUUAGCUCUGGAGUUGCAAGAUAUUUGGAAUUUAAAGCAAUGGAUAAGACUUAUAUCUAUUCUAUAGAUGCGUUUGAUAAGAAAUUCAAAAUUGAUGGAAAAUUAUUGAUGGCUGUCUUAUACGCGAUUGCUUUGAUUCGUACCAAUGCAAAUGAUGGUUUGGAAAAAACACAGAGAUAUCUUAGAUCACUUGGUAGAUAUGGUAAUACUGCAUUUUUAGUUGGUUUAUAUGGUUGUGGUAGCGAAAUAGCACAAGGAUUUUCUGCUUCAUCUAUUUCUUCAGAAGUACCCGAGAAUAUCAUUCUUGCAGGAGAUCCAGAUUCUUCACUAGAUUUUGAGGAAGCUACUAUUCAAGCAAGACAGUUUUUCGAGAAGAUGUGCCCUGGUGAGGAAUUUUUACCUGCAGGGCCCGAUCCUGAUGAGGAAGAGUUUUUUGUUUAA
Molecule: messenger RNA, 1056 nt
Organism: Racocetra fulgida
Lineage: Eukaryota; Fungi; Glomeromycota; Glomeromycetes; Diversisporales; Gigasporaceae
Source: the annotation of a GenBank genome assembly